Messenger RNA from Cuscuta campestris, 2323 nucleotides. NCBI's taxonomy places the organism in Eukaryota, Viridiplantae, Streptophyta, Magnoliopsida, Solanales, Convolvulaceae. The record is from the annotation of a GenBank genome assembly.
CGAAUCUCCUUUCACGGGUUCAGGGCGCCCUUCCUUCCGUCGCAUCCCACGCCCCCCACCUGAUGCCACCCUUUUGUCUAUCACUCGCUAAUUCUGCAAUAAGGGAGUUAUGAACAUCAAAGAGGUGGUGACAGAGGAAACCCUUGCCGGGUUGGGGUUUGAGUUUGUUCAGGAUGAGCUUCGCCACAAACCCGACCUACUGAGGGACUUCCCCGGGGGGCAUCAGCCUGAUCAGCUGAAGGACAUUCCUGAGGAAGGUCUUGAUUGUGGUCCUUUUGUGGAAUUACAAGAUUCAGGAGAAGAGAUGGACAGCGAUCUCCUGCUCAGUCGCUUCACCGCAGGGAGGAAAAGGAAGAGAGAGACGAAGGGCCAGGGCAAACGUUCUUCAUUCCACCACGAGGAGGGUCCUUCUCGAGAGCCGGUCGUAUUUGUGGUGGAGGACCAAGAAGAUGCUACCCAGGAACCGGGUACCAUGGCUGGCCAGUCCCCUCCACACCCCGUGAUGCAGGGUGGCGACCUCGCUGGGUCGUCUCAGGGCAUUGCCUUGGAGCGACCUCCCUCACCACCCGCAGUGACCUACGAGGUGGCGACCGGGGGUCGCUCGACGAGGCUCUGCAUCACUCCCCUGCCCCAAAGCCUAGGGAACGUACAGCUGGAGACUCUUAUAACACUGCCUGUAGAAGACCAGGCUCGUAUCUCGGCAGGCUCCGAGGACGACCUUGACAACAUGGUCCUUUUGAGGCUCAGUCAGGCUAUGCUGGGGAUGAUUGAGGUGGUCGGCCGGAAACGGGGUCGCCAGGCCGCCGCAUACGAGGUGAUGAAAGCAGCCGAGGCCAAGCAGAAGGAGCUGCAGGAGGAGGUCGCCCGACUCACCAGGGAGUUGGAGGAGAAAGAAAAUCGCUGCGCGGCGCUUACUGUGGAGAAAGCUUCCCAGGAGAACCGCUGCGUCGCCCUUGAGGCAGACAAGGCCUCCUUGUCCUUGGAGGUAGAAUCUGUUUCUGCUCGAGUGGUCGAGCUGGAAGGGGAGAAAUCUGAUCUGAUCCAGCAGUUGGAGGUGGAGAGGAGCGAUCGGGUCCGCCAUGCAGAGGGAGCGGUAGAAUCCUUCAAGUCCUCUCCUGACUUCACGGUAGUCGCAAUGGAGCGGAUGGAAGAACUAACGGCCGCUUGGCUCAAAACUGAACCUGGGGCCCAAUGGAUGGUCAAGGAGGGAACCAAGUCCUUCAAUUGCGGACUCUUCCAUGCCCAACAGGUCUUCCACAACAGGCUGGCCCAGCUCCCUAAAGGAUUCUCUCUCCCCGACCUUGGCUUCCCUCCUCCCUGCCGCUCCUUGGCCGAGUUCGACCCCAGUCCCUAUCUGGACGGGGGGAGCUCGAGUGCGUCGGAAGAGGAGGAAGAAGAAGAAGUGGAAGGUGGUCAGAGCGACCAGAAUCCAGGGGCCAGCCUAGCCAUGUCCAAAGCGGGUGGACCCUCCGGCUCGGCCGUCUAAAUCCCCCAUUCUUUACCGCUGAGCGUGUAGUGUGUUUUAUUUGCUACACGCAGGUAAGCAGAAAGCACAAUGUGAUCCUGGCGGCAGAUGGGGUGAGAUUGUCGGGAUGGAUGUGACAAGUUUGAAAUGAUUUAUGAUAUGUCAAAAUUAAAUUCACUUCCGCAAUAUUGUUGAAUACUCCGUACUGUAUAUGUUAUGAAAAAUUAUUGGGAUUAAUAAAGUGUGUUUGAAAAGUUUUAAAUUUUUACGAUUACCAAGUUAAUACUUUAGUCCGGAAGGGGCUGCAGACCUGGACGGAUUAGGGUGUUACACUCUUUCUCCUCUUCAGUCUCACGCAUGGCGAAGGAAAAACAAAAGAAACAGAGACUUCUUCUCCGCAAGAAGCCAAUGCCCAGAUGGAAGUAACGCACAUCUUCUGCAACAUCUCUCCAUAAAGUUCGCUCCAGCUCUCCAACGGUAAAAAUUUGAAGGCCCUUAUUUCUUAAUCUCCUAUAAAUUGAGGACGAAUUGCAACAAGAGAUGGGGAAUUCACACGGAGAAUAAAGCAGCGGCUUGGCCGCUGCUAUGGUGGUCGCCGGCGAUGGUGGCAGGCGGCGUGGUGGACGGCCGACAGACGCGAAUCGGCGGCGGCAAAAGCUCCGGCGAGCGGUGGGCAGUCUCCAUCACACCUCCAGUUUACUCAAUUUGUUCAUCUUCUUCAACAAUUGGUAACCCUUAUUUGUCAAUUUUAUUUUUUCUUCUCCAAUUCUAUGUAAAAGUUUGUUUUUUAUUCCAUUUUUACAUCUUUUUUGCUUGUUGUGUUAAUUUCAAAAAUCCUAAAAAAAUGGUUGGUGUUCU